Heterocephalus glaber (naked mole-rat) is the source of this 933-nucleotide messenger RNA. Its product is annotated as putative olfactory receptor 10D4. Gene Ontology annotation, biological process: G protein-coupled receptor signaling pathway. Gene Ontology annotation, molecular function: olfactory receptor activity; G protein-coupled receptor activity. The record is from RefSeq and is a predicted model, not a curated record. Gene Ontology annotation, cellular component: membrane. Lineage: Eukaryota; Metazoa; Chordata; Mammalia; Rodentia; Bathyergidae.
AUGUGGAACCACACUUCUGUAAGUGACUUUCUCCUGAUGGGAAUCCCUCACAUCACCGGGAUGGAAAAUGUGCUCUUUGUCCUCUUUCUGGCCUUCUACCUGCUCACACUGCUGGGAAACCUGCUCAUUCUUCUGGCCAUCCUCACCUCCUCCAGCCUCCACACCCCCAUGUAUUUCUUCCUGGGAAACCUGUCAGUGCUUGACAUAUUUUUCCCUUCAGUGAGUUCUCCCAAAAUGAUGGUCUACCUAAUGGGGCAAAGCCACAGCAUCUCUUACCAGGGCUGUGCUUCCCAGCUCUUCUUCUACCACUUCCUGGGUUGCACCGAGUGCUUUCUGUACACCGUGAUGGCCUAUGACCGCUUUGCUGCCAUCUGUCACCCUCUGCAGUACAUGGUCAUCAUGAACCAUCGUGUGUGUGUCCUCAUGACUCUGGGCACCUGGCUGGCGAGCUGCAUGCAUGCAUCUGUGCUCACAUUGCUCAUCUUCAGGUUACCCUACUGUGGCCCCAACAAGGUGCACAAUUUUUUCUGUGACAUCCCCGUUGUGCUGCCCCUAGCUUGUGCAGACACCUCUCUAGCACAGAUUGUGAGUUUCACUAAUGUGGGGGUGGUUGCUCUCAUGUGUUUUCUCCUUAUCCUCACUUCGUACACUCGAAUUACUCUCUCCAUAUUGAAAAUACGCUCCUCAGAAGGCAGGCGCAGAGCCUUCUCCACCUGCAGUGCCCACCUAACCUCCAUCCUGCUCUUCUAUGGCCCAGUGGUCCUCAUUUACCUGCGACCUGCCUCCAGCCCCUGGCUGGAUUCUGUGGUUCAGAUGCUGAAUAAUAUUGUGACCCCUUCCCUGAAUCCUUUGAUCUAUUCCUUGAGAAACAAGGAGGUAAAUUUGGCUCUGAGGAAGGCACUGAGCCAAGGGUUGCACAUUUGUUGGGGGUGA